GCAAGUAAACACAGCCGAUCAGCUGCAGCUGACAGCGACCAAAUAUCACAAUCGAAACCUUUUUAUUUAUUUAUUUUUACGGUAAGCACAUAGAGAGAAACAGAGGUCCGCCGAUGCGAGUCUCUAUGAUUCAGAUCAGAAAGUGUAGGAGCAAAUAAAGGAAAGGCGCACAAAUAAGUGGCUUAUUUUCGGCUUUUACCAUGGCGUAUCCUCAGGGCUACUUGUAUCAGCCGUCAGCUUCUCUGGCACUGUAUUCCUGCCCGGCAUACAGUACAAGUGUAAUAUCUGGACCCAGGACCGAGGAACUUGGAAGAUCUUCUUCUGGGUCUGCUUUUGCUCCAUAUGCCGGAUCUACAGCGUUUACCAGCCCUUCGCCUGGCUACAACUCGCAUCUCCAGUACAGCGCAGACCCGGCGGCAGCGGCAACGUUCACUUCGUACGUGGGCUCCCCAUACGACCACACGACAGGCAUGGCUGGCUCCAUAGGAUAUCACCCUUACGCGGCUCCCCUGGGUUCAUAUCCCUACGGAGACCCUGCAUACCGAAAAAAUGCUACCAGGGACGCCACCGCAACUCUCAAGGCCUGGCUUAACGAGCAUAGAAAAAACCCGUACCCCACAAAAGGCGAGAAAAUCAUGCUGGCUAUCAUCACCAAAAUGACACUUACUCAAGUGUCCACCUGGUUUGCCAACGCGAGGAGAAGGUUAAAGAAAGAGAAUAAGAUGACCUGGACCCCGAGGAACAGAAGCGAGGAUGAGGAGGAAGAUGAAAAUAUCGAUUUAGAGAAAAACGACGACGAUGAGCCGCAUAAGCCUACAGACAAGGGGGACUCAACAGACAACGAGUCAGCCGAACAUAAACUAAACCCGGGGGAACUUACCUGUGACAGAUUCAAAGAGGAGAACCCUGGCAAAGAAGUGGAUCCCAUUUUGACAGAGUCGGAAUUAAAAGAACAACAGGACCGGACAGAAUUACUGUCUCAGUCACCUAAACCUACUACUUCUUCCCCUACAAACGUGCCUCGCGGAACUGAGAUUAUUGUGCAAGAGAAGCCGUCUGAGAUGGUGCAGACCUCAAGCACGGCAAACGGCGUCAGCGGAAGCAGCAGCAACGCCACGUCUGUGAUUCAUUCGCCCCCCUCUGCUCCAAAACCUAAACUCUGGUCUCUUGCCGAGAUCGCUACUUCUUCGGACAGGUGUAAGGGAAGUAACGACACGCCGCAAGCCCCUGGAACGGGUCAAAGCACCGUUAUUACGGCCAGCGCAUCGUCACCGUCUCGGUCACCGCCUCAGUGUCCGUUCCCAAACAGCACCGUGCUUUCCAGGCCAAUUUACUACACAUCACCAUUUUACCCAGGUUAUACGAACUAUGGCACCUUUGGACAUCUUCACAGCAACCACGGCUCCAACACGGGGUCCGCAACACAUUUUAAUGGAUUAAACCAGACUGUCUUAAAUAGGGCAGAGGCACUGGUGAGAGAAAGCAAAGCCAGGAGUCAAACACAAGUAGAUCUUUGUAAAGACUCCCCUUAUGAACUAAAGAAAGGUAUGUCAAACAUUUAAUAUUGGCCUCCUCUCCGAUUACAUGGACAUUUAUUUAUUAUAUGUGUUGACAAAAAAGUAAUUAAUAAAACACUCCUGAGGAAACAAAGGUUAUUUUCAAUGAGAAAAUGCUUAUUCUUAAAUCUUAGUUUCUGGAUGCUCAAUCCAAAAAAAAUGUAACAUCUAAGAACUGUCUUAAUUGAUAC
Messenger RNA from Megalops cyprinoides (Indo-Pacific tarpon), 1747 nucleotides. Its product is annotated as iroquois-class homeodomain protein irx-5-like. Gene Ontology annotation, molecular function: DNA-binding transcription factor activity, RNA polymerase II-specific; RNA polymerase II cis-regulatory region sequence-specific DNA binding. The transcript is spliced from 3 exons. The record is from RefSeq and is a predicted model, not a curated record. Bases 201 to 1562 code for a protein of 453 amino acids. Lineage: Eukaryota; Metazoa; Chordata; Actinopteri; Elopiformes; Megalopidae. Gene Ontology annotation, cellular component: nucleus. Gene Ontology annotation, biological process: cell development; neuron differentiation; regulation of transcription by RNA polymerase II.